This is a messenger RNA of Triticum urartu, 342 nucleotides long. Its product is annotated as trigger factor. NCBI's taxonomy places the organism in Eukaryota, Viridiplantae, Streptophyta, Magnoliopsida, Poales, Poaceae. The record is from RefSeq and is a predicted model, not a curated record.
GGCCGGCGGCCGCCAGGCCCUCCGACUUCGGGGUCAUGCGGCGCGUGGCGGCGGAGCUCGGCGUCGAUCUGAAGGCCGCGGCCAGGGUCUCCGGCCGGGCCGGGUUGGGCGCGCUGUAUACUUAAGAUGAUAUCCCUUCCACUUCCCUGUGCUCAUGGUUCGUCUUGUUUGGCUUGUGCUAUUGAGAAGAGAAGUUCAGAGAAAAUCCCAAGAUGUAUCAGGGAUUCAGUAUUCAGCAAUGUUGUGUUCGGGCAUUCUACGACAGGAUUAUGGACACACAAACUAAACUUUACUAGUGCAUUUCGGUGGUGCUAUCGAUGUUUUUAUGUUGUUGAAUGUUUC